This is a messenger RNA of Crotalus tigris (Tiger rattlesnake), 1520 nucleotides long. RefSeq names its product asparaginase and isoaspartyl peptidase 1 (gene ASRGL1). The record is from RefSeq and is a predicted model, not a curated record. NCBI's taxonomy places the organism in Eukaryota, Metazoa, Chordata, Lepidosauria, Squamata, Viperidae. Gene Ontology annotation, molecular function: asparaginase activity. The transcript has 8 exons. Bases 374 to 1318 code for a protein of 314 amino acids.
CCCACCUGGAAGGGAGCAGCGGCCAUUGGAGUUGAGGGCAGCUUUGCUUCGCAUCCAUUGACAGCUCAAAAGACGGCUGUUUUCUUAAAGGCAAAGGUCGGUGAGAUGAGCUGACCGAGGCGGGUUUUUUUCUUGCUUUCGAAACAGAUACGCCUGUCAGAGGAGCCAGCGUUACUUCCUCGUUGCCCAUUUCGCGCACACUCUUUAAAAGCGUUUAAGUUGGAGGCAUUGGGAGCAGCUGAAGAAAUCCAGUUACCUAAUUCAGUUGGGAGGAGAUUUUCAUUCCGAGAUAUGUGAUGAUUCCUUAGUAAUGUGAUUUCUCUGGAUUUUACUGGUCAGCUGCUGCACAAAAAACAGAAAAACAUUCAACAGCAUGAAGCCAGUUAUUGUUGUUCAUGGUGGAGCUGGUCGCAUCUUUAAAGAGCGGGAAGAUGGAAGUCGUUCUGGUGUCAUCAGAGCAGCAUUGAAAGGUUACGGUAUCCUUAAACAAGGAGGAACUGCAUUAGAUGCAGUUGAAGAAGCCGUAGUAUUAAUGGAAGAUGAUCCACAUUUUAAUGCAGGUUGUGGCUCUGUGUUAAAUGAGAAGGGUGAAGUAGAAAUGGAUGCUAUUAUCAUGGAUGGGAAAAAUCUAGCCUCAGGAGCAGUAUCAGCCGUGAAAUGUAUUUCUAACCCAAUAAAGCUUGCUCGUCUUGUAAUGGAAAAGACGGACCACAUGUUGCUGACUGACCAAGGGGCCUCUGCCUUUGCUAGGGCCAUGGGAAUUCCUGAGGUUCCUGGAGAAAAAUUAAUCACUGAAAGGUCACUGGAGAGGUGGAAGAAAAACCUUGAGGCUGACUGGAACCCUCAAGAAUGUCAAAAAGACCUUGGAACAGUUGGAGCGGUUGCUAUCGACAGUGCAGGAAAUGUAGCUUGUGCAACAUCAACAGGAGGACUUACUAACAAACGGCUUGGCCGCGUUGGUGAUACAGCAUGCAUAGGAAGUGGUGGUUAUGCAGAUAAUAGCAUUGGUGCCACCUCCACCACUGGCCAUGGAGAGAGCAUUAUGAAAGUGAUUCUGGCAAGACUUACUCUUUACCAUAUGGAGCAAGGGAAAUCACCAGGAGAGGCUGCUGAUGCUGCUCUAGAUUGUAUGAAAACCAGAGUUGGAGGUUUAGGCGGCAUCAUUGUUAUUAGCAGUUCAGGGGAGUGGGCUGCUAAGUUCUCUACCAACCAGAUGUCCUGGGCUGUUGUGAAGGAUGACCAGCUACAGUCUGGCAUUUAUACUGGGGAGAGGAAUACACAGUCUUUUGAAGAAGCUCUUGCCUCCGUUGGAUCCUAGAAAUGAGGAAGGACACCCUCUCAGAAAAAGGCAACCACUUUUUCCAGGGUUACUGCCUUGUGAGCAGAUAGUAUCCGAUCAGAAUUUUUAUUCUAGAUUGUGUAUGUUUCGUUCCUAUUGGUAUUUGAUUGAUCAAAUAAUUUUGACUCAUUAUGUAUUUUCAUUUUCAUUCUUUUGAAUAAAAGUUCUUCAGAAACUUGUA